AUGGCUGUGAACUCGACAUUAGCCGCGUCAUUUUCCACAAAGUUUCGAACUGAUGUACAAGCGGUCUCGGAUCGCAUCACCAAUACGGCUUCAAGCUAUUCCCAAGCCCACAAGGAAGAGUUAAUCUCCGGAGUGUCUAAGCUUCGCAAGGAUCUCAUAGACGCUACGCCAUACCUGCCCACAUACGAUCAGCGCCAAAGCGAAUUGGCGAUUAAAGAGGUAGAAAGAAAACUCGAGGAGAAACUUCAAGGCGGCUCGUCGGCGUCUGGCAAGGCGCGGGCUGGUGCUAAAUUCUCAUUCAAGAAACCUCCACCCAGUACGACGCCGUCUCCUAUUCCUCCAGUACUAGAGGCAACUACGACUAGCCCGAGUUUGGCUACCCAAGUAGCAGAGCCUUCGGCAGCGCAGUCAUCUCAGAUUCGACUCGGAUUCAGUAAUCAGGCAGAUUCACGUCCCGAGGUCACAUUGACCUCGUUGUCAGAGUGCGUCGUUGAUCUCGCGACAGACUCCCAUCUCCUCAACGGAUCCAUUGGAGCACUCCAUGUCACUGGCUUGAAACAGUGCGUUGUCCUCGUUGCCCCCGUCCAAGGGAGUGCACUGCUUCACGAGUGCCAGGAGUCUGUGCUUGCAAUAGCGUGUCAUCAGUUUCGGAUCCAUACAUCGACGAGAGUGGACGUGUAUCUCCAUGUCACCUCGACCCCCAUCCUGGAAAAGUGCACAGCAAUGCGAUUUGCUCCUUACAAUCUACCUGCUGGUGCAGACUUGGAUAGCGAGAAGAAUCGCUUUGCGGAAGUCCAGGAUUUUCUGUGGAUCCGAUCAGCACCCUCCCCAAACUGGUCGAUCAUGCCACAGGAGGAUCAAUUGAAGGCAGAUGCGUGGUCAGAUGCGGCGUCUGCCCAGCGCCUUGACUCGACCCUUGCAAAAUUCCUGCAGCCAAAGUCAUUUGAUCCCAGUAUGAACAGAGAUUAA
Serendipita indica DSM 11827 is the source of this 969-nucleotide messenger RNA. Lineage: Eukaryota; Fungi; Basidiomycota; Agaricomycetes; Sebacinales; Serendipitaceae. The record is from the annotation of a GenBank genome assembly.